Podarcis raffonei (Aeolian wall lizard) is the source of this 2114-nucleotide messenger RNA. RefSeq names its product cardiotrophin-2-like. The record is from RefSeq and is a predicted model, not a curated record. NCBI's taxonomy places the organism in Eukaryota, Metazoa, Chordata, Lepidosauria, Squamata, Lacertidae. Gene Ontology annotation, molecular function: ciliary neurotrophic factor receptor binding. Bases 235 to 894 code for a protein of 219 amino acids. The transcript has 3 exons. Gene Ontology annotation, biological process: ciliary neurotrophic factor-mediated signaling pathway; negative regulation of neuron apoptotic process.
UGGAGGUCGGGGCGGGGGGAGAAAAGGGAGAGGAGAUUAGAUUCCUUGUUCCGGGAACGGAGGCAUGUGUGAUCUCAGCCUCCUGGAAUCCGCGAGUCGCCUGCGAUCCCGGGAUAGGACGAGGGAGGCGGCGCGCGGGGGGGGGGGAGGAAACCCGAGUCCUAUAAGAAGCGCGCCGCGACGAAGGUGCAACAAGUGGAGGUAAUCCGAGGCUCCAAAGGCACUGCUGCAAGAAUGGAGGUGCUUUCAGUGGACUUGCCAAGCCACCUUUCGUCAUCGCCACCAUCUCACUCCCAGCAAGAAAUCGCACUCGGGAUCAAAAAUGCAUACAACCUGGCCAUCAACAUGCAGGAUGGCGCAAAACAGCUGCUAGCAGACUAUGUGAGUCCUCAGAACCUGAGAGAAAUGAACAUAUUCUUGGAGGCCAGGAAGAUGUCUAUUCAGGACGAACCCUUCACAAAUGCCGGUUUCAACCCUCCCGUCGAGCCCUUCCCAGGCCUGCCGUCGCCAUCCCUUCCCCCCAGCGCCUGGCUGGACCUUAGCGACGCCGAACGCCUGCAGCAGAACGUCACGGCCUUCUCCAAUUUGCCAGUGUUCCUGUCUGCCGUCAAAAGCCAACAGGAGGUGAUGAACUCCAAUGCCAGUGACCUGCACCACCAGCUCACGUUGUCGCGCCUGCAGUGCCUUGGUCUGUCGAAUCACCUUGCAUCCAUCAUGGCCUCCAUGGGCCUUGUACCUGCUCCAGCGACGCCGGCUGAGCCGCCAGGACUUGGCAGCUCCUUUUUCAUGAAAUUUUCCGGCUACCGCGUUUGCCAUCUCUACCGGGAUUGGGUCCUCCGUUGCGUAAAGGAUCUGUCCCUCCUGGCUGACAGAUACCCUGUCCCCUCGCUCUGAGGGGAAAUUGUGUGGUGUCGUAUGUACCAUCCCGGUUGGCUUCUGUUUUUGUGUUGGUGAGGGGAAGUUAGGAGAGUAGUAAACUUUUUCUCUCUGCCCACGGGAAGGCUGAAGGAAUGAAACGCCCUUCCCUUGUGAGGAAUGCUUUUCUCAUGUAGCUGCCCCAGCAAAGCAACGCUGAACUGCCUCCAUCUUGCCUAUCUCCUUCAUAUUCUCAUUCUUGUCCUUCUUGUCUUAAAAAAAAUAAAAUCCAGAAUAUGAAAGGAGAAAAUCUUUGCAGAGGAGCAGCAUUGGCUCUCCCGCCUUUUGGCAGGGCCUGAAUGCCUUUGUUCACUGUGAGACAAGAGAGAUGGCGCUUCCACCCCACAGCAGCCAUUUUGUGAGAGCUACUUUGGCCUCUCAAUUUGGAAGAGGUUCUCGAGGGGAGCAGGGUAUCUGGUUCCAAAUUUUUCGCCUCCCUGUAACACUGAACACUAAGAAACAUGAUGCUCAAAGGCAGUGGAAAGCCAAUAUAGCCUAUGUGCCUUUUCUUAUCCUCUGUGUGGCGCAUUUAGGAAUUCAACAGGUAAAGAAAGCCUGUAGGCCCUGCAGAUGGCUAACGAGAGAAGUAUGAACCUACCACAGUUAUUCCUGUCACAGGUGUUAAAGGUGCAGAGCGGAGGUGGGGAAAGGUGAUUAAGAUGGAGUCCUUAUGAGCAAGGCUUUUUGUGGCAUUAUUCCCUUUCAAUCUGAACACCUUUCUACUGGACAGUGAGACACAUUGAAAGAGGCUGUGUGUAGUUCAAAUCCCUUACUCGGGCCCUAACCUACCUUACAGGGUUAUUGUGAGGAUGAAAUGAGGAGGGGCAGAGCCCUAUAGGCCACCUUGAGCUCCCUGGAGGCUAUAAAUGUAAUAAUGAUUAUUUUUUUCCCCAUUGGUUCCUCAGUGCCGAGUUAGUUCUCUCAAAGAAUUAUCUUGAGGGAGAAACCAUUACCUAUUUCAUGGUAUCUUGUUAACCCUUAAUAGCCCUUCUGACCCCACCCUUUUCUCCAGUUCUGGGGAGGAAGAGGCCUCUUUCUGUGCAAACUCUGGUUUUGAGAAAGCUGUUCUCUUCAGGGCUUUUGACCCUUUAGUUUCUACUGUAUGUGUUAUUUUUAUAUUAAUUAUAUAUGUGGAUAUAUUUAUAUAGCUGCAGCCUAAUUAUGUGAAUAUUGUUAAAUUAAACUAUUUUUAGUAGGAA